Messenger RNA from Pogona vitticeps (central bearded dragon), 3452 nucleotides. The record is from RefSeq and is a predicted model, not a curated record. Lineage: Eukaryota; Metazoa; Chordata; Lepidosauria; Squamata; Agamidae.
GACCCUUCCUUCUUUCCUGCACAAAGAGCCACUUUUUUGGCCACGGAGACGUGGAGAGCCAGCCGAGCAUGGAGGAGAAAGCUAAAAAGAGGCCCACAGAUUCCUCCUUCUCGUGGUCCCCUUAUUCAUCAUCGCAGAAAAGGCUCUCUGAAUGUUAAGCUGGCCCGGUUCAUAAGGAUGCUUUCGGCGGCUCCGGGGGGUGCAAAGAUUUGACUUCGGCUGGAAGGACCGGACCCCGGGGUGUUCCCCACCAGGACAGCACGCAAGACAACCCCCCCCUUUUCUGCACCUUUUCUCUGCUGCAUUUCCGUGUCGUGGGAAAGAGAGAGGAGAGGAAGAGGAGGAGGAGGAGAGCCUUCCUGAGGGAUCUCGCCCCAUUUAAGAUGUGCCCUCCUUCGGAUGCUGACGCAUUGAAUGUGUAAGGAUUUUUUGCUGAGCCAUGUCACAGAUGCUGCACAUAGAAAUCCCCAAUUUUGGGAACACGGUCUUGGGCUCCCUGAACGAGCAGAGGCUUCUGGGACUCUACUGCGAUGUCUCCAUCGUGGUCAAAGGGCAGGCCUUCAAGGCCCACCGGGCCGUCUUGGCGGCCAGCAGCCUGUAUUUUAGAGACCUGUUCAGUGGGAAUAGCAAGAGCGCCUUUGAGCUGCCAGGAUCCGUGCCCCCGGCUUGCUUCCAACAGAUCCUCUCCUUUUGCUACACCGGGAAGCUGACCAUGGCCGCCAGCGAGCAGCUGGUGGUGAUGUAUACGGCGGGUUUCCUCCAGAUCCAGCACAUCGUGGAGAAAGGGACGGACCUGAUGUUCAAAGUGAGCUCCCCGCACUGCGACUCUCAGACGGCGAUGAUCGAAGACCCGAACUCAGAGCCCCAGAGCCCCAGCAACCCUCUGCAGCCGGCUUCGGUGCCCUACGCCCUGUCCCCGUCUAUGCCCAUCCCGCUUCUCACCCGGGUCAAACACGAGAACCUGGAACUCCAGCCCUCCAAGAGGUCCCUGGAGGUCAGCCUUCGGGACUCGGCCGGGGGGAGCUCAUCGGGCAUGACCCCUAUGAAGCUGUCCCGGGUCUCCUACUACGGGGUGCCCAACCUCGCCACCCUCAUCCCGAACAUCCCGCAAGCUCAGUAUGCCCCAGGGGAGCGGACGAGCCCCGGAGCCAGCAGCCUCCCCACCACCGACAGCCCUACGUCCUACCACAACGAGGAAGAUGAAGAAGAUGAUGAAGCCUACGACACCAUGGCGGAAGACCAGUACGGGCAGAUGUACAUCAAGUCGACCGGGGGCUAUGCAGGGCCUCCCGAGAAGCCGGAGCAGGGCCCCUUGGAGAGCCGGUCCUGCGUCCUCAUUCGCCGCGACCUGGUUGCCCUCCCGGCCAGUCUCAUCAGCCAAAUUGGAUAUCGGUGCCAUCCAAAACUCUACUCAGAAGGAGAUCCUGGAGAAAAACUUGAACUUGUUGCAGGCUCCGGUGUUUACAUCACCCGAGGGCAGCUGAUGAACUGUCAUCUGUGUGCGGGUGUGAAGCAUAAAGUCCUCCUCCGACGCCUCCUGGCAACCUUCUUUGACCGGUAUGACGAAAGCACCUCUCAUCUUCCGUGCGUUGCUCCGCGCUCCAGACCCCCCACCCAAACGACGCUAAACACCCUCUCUGUUUCCGCAGUGUAUUGUCAAAAUUUUGCCCCGAGCUUCAAGGAAAGCGAGAUGAACGUCAUCGCGGCCGACAUGUGCACGAACGCCCGCCGGGUCCGGAAGCGUUGGCUCCCAAAGAUCAAGUCCAUGCUGCCGGAAGGGAUGGAGAUGUAUCGCUCCGUCAUGGGCUCCACCCCCAGCGGCGUCCCCCUGGACCCCGAAUUCCAGGCUUCCGCUGGUCAAAUGUUUGAACAACGCAUCUAUGCAGAAAGGAGGGGCGAGGCUGGAACGAUCGUGGCUCUCAGAACUAACCCCGUCUCUGUGGAUCAAAGCAACGGAGCUAGCCAGUUGUUUGAGCCGAGCGACGGAGCCGAGGGAGGCAACUCCGUCAUCCAGGAGUCGGCCGGCCCCGAAGCGUUGGCUUCCGAGACCCCGAACACCGCAGAGCCUUUCGAUCAAGGGUCCGGUUCCAGCAGCCGGCCAGAAACGCCCGGCCGACGACCGGACGGCGCCUACGGAGGGACUUUAUGAGAGCAAGCGAGGGUAACGUUGGGGGGCGACUGACGUUCUUGGGAUCUAUACUACUAAAGCUGCUUGCAUGCAUUAUUAAUACAAGAGAAAAAAAAAGAAAUGUGAUCAAAACAUUUACCUACUGAACUGCUACUGUUGCCUGAGAAAAAUGUGAUUUUUAUUCUGCUUGUGUUUUAAGGUUUAUGAAGGAAAACAUCACAUUCAUUAGACUGUACGCAACCCCAGGUCUAAGGCAAGCGAUGUAUGGGGAACAACAACAACAGAAAAACACUCUCUCUCGAAAAAAAAUACAGUAGGGCCCCCCAUAUCCAAAGGGGAUCGGUUCCAAGGCCCCCCUUGCAGAUGCUAAAAAAAUGUGGAUUGUGGAUUAUAUAGCAAACGCUAGUUUAAUAGCGAAAGCUAUAUAUUGCAUGGCCUCUGGCUGCCUCUUGGGGGCCCGUUCUAAUAACUUCAUCUUGAGAAAAGUAUAUUUCUAAGUUUUUUUCUUUUAAUAUGUCAAGUAUUUUCAGACUGUGAAUAAGUAAAUCUGCGGAUACUGAUCCUGUGGAUAAGGGGGUCCUACUGUACCCAAGGUCAGUAUAGAGGACUGUAGUUUCUCUCCCCUCCCCUUUUUUUGCAAUUCCACAAGAGCGAAACACUAUCUCCAGCCUUCACUAACCACCACCCUUUUUUCCAUUCCAAUAUUUCGCUCCAUUUCCUAAGCAGGAAGAUGCAGGCUGGGUCCUUUUAUUAUUAGUAUUAUUAUUAUUUUGGAAGGGGGCUACCUAGGAGACAGGGAGGUGCAAGAGAAGACGAGAAGACUGCAAAGGGAAAAUCCUGAAACUAUGGUAGUCGUACUGUUGGGUUCUGUUUUGUGCUUUGCACAACUCCCAUGCUUGGAUCUUCUGUUUUAAUUGUGGACAGACGGGGCAUCGAGAGUGGAGAUGUGCUUGCAAAAAUGACUUCAUCGAAAACCCGGUCUCCAUGAGCAGCGCUUCUCACGGGACCCACAAUACUUGCCUGAGACCCAGAUCUUUAGGUCAGAGAGAAAGGCUGAAAUCGCACUGUAUAUCCCCCCCCUCCCCAGCUUCCCUUGUUCAGACUCCUCGCCUAGAGUUGGCGUUCGAGAAUUGCUAUCCCAUUUGUUGGGUUUGCACUCGGCGUCGCCGGCGCUGCCUGGUUUUCCUCUACCUUUUGCAUUGUUUUCUUCCUUUCCGUUGGGUCCCGGGUUUAAGGGAUCGGGGGAUCUCCGGUCCCCGGGCUUCCUCCAGAGUCAGCCAGUGUUUCCGGCAUGUUGUGAAAGGCCAGUCCUCGACCCCUUUUG